CCAUCGAUGCGUAAUGGGUUGUUUAUUUGUACAUUAGUCCUAUGUGUUUGGCCGGYAAGUGGUUUUCUAUGGGACAAGGAGGUYGAYAUCGURCGCUCUGAAUGGUCUUCAGUAGUUGUAGUYGUUCGCCAUGUUGAAUACAUUGGUGUCAUUGACAACGGCACUUUAGAUUGUGGUGUUCCWGGCUUYACUAAAUAYCGYUGGACGAUCAUCAAUAAAGCRACCAAAGAAGGAUUUACUGAAUCAUACAUCAUGGGCUCAGGCGAURAAAAGAUUCCUGAAUCCCAGUCCCAYCUCAAGAUCGGCGGMGAUGAUGGAUUUCCUCUUGUAAACGAUUUAAUGGUUGUUUCAUGYGAGGCUWUAGUCGGACUACAACCCUACAUGCAGAUUAUCUGGGCUAUAACCAGGCUCCACUCGCCAUUAGGCUAUCCUACAGAUCCACGUGUUUGCGAUUUUGGUGGGAAAACGUUUGAAACYAACUGYACUUGGUACCAAUGGACKUACAAGACUGACUGUUACUACRACAAAGGACUGGAGUACAGUGGGAGUGUGAAUCGUGCUAAACAUCUCAAGUGUAAAUACUGGCAUAUGCCGACAGGAAUUCACCAUGAAUCACACGUGUUUGCAAAGUUGAUGAAGAUUUUUGAUGAAGGUGGCCAUGACUACUGUAGGAACGUAGCCGUUAACCCUUCAUGCUAUCUUAAAAAAAAGAAGACUGGAUCCUGUCGACAGAACAUCUUGWCUCAACCUUGGUGUUWCYCWGACGACAACCCUGACGAGAAACCUUACAAGAUCCACUACUGCAACGUCAGGGAAUGCUCCUCCUGUAUCUAUGGAAACGGUGAYGGAACCUUUAAGCUCUACCCUAAGAAGAAAUUCCCAGAAUACCUCGGGAGAAGCAUAAAAACGACUAAGAAAUCCCAAGGGAACCCUGUGUUGUGUCUACAAGGGAUAGGAUGGGAGGACAAUGUUUGUAGGACGUCCAUAAGCAUCCAAACCAAAUCCAUGGACAAGCCUCAUGYYGUUACCAAGACAACCCCUCAUUGCUAUGUAGCCAAGCCUGGUGCYGAUGCAUCUAAGAUCAAAAAAGUCCCUGAUAAGAAUUUAGAAUUAGCGAGUUGUAAGUUCCGUCAAUGCACAGUCAGGCAGGUUUGGUUUCUGUUUUUCAAUACGUAUGGAAAGCCUUUCUUUGUAGAAUCUAAUUUCAAGGGAAUCAAAAUUGAACUGGUCGCGGGUAGAAAAGAGGAAAGAGUUAAGUUUGCAGCCUUUGGUAUUCAUCUCACUGAAGGRCUGAAACUAGGAAGUCGAGAUUACGCCGUGUCCAACUAUCUUGGUUCUUUUUCACUGAUUGUGAGACGACCACCUGACAAAAUGAGUGAGUUGGUCAUCAAGAACAUCAAGAAACAAUAUUCAGGCAAAUAUUUCAUGGAAUACAAGUUCGCUGAKGCUGAUCCAAAAAUCGACCAAGCAGCUUACAAGGUUAACUUUGAAAUAGAUGUAAAACAACCAACAAAGUUCUCCUUGAAUCCYUCWGUACUUAAAGURUGUCUGAAAGGAAACGGGAAAAUAACUGCUACAAUCAAAGGACAUUUUCCGAUUCUUGACGAUACAAUUCAAUGGAAAUACGGUACYAGUCGCACUGCAAUAAAGACCGACAUACUACCGYAYAACACACGMUUUGAACUCAGCUCAAAUGCGAAGAGCCUGGUGAUUAAAAGCGUCACUGAGGGAUUAUGGGUAAGCGUUGAGGGUCGGAGUUACUCRGGAAGGACAUCAGCAGUGGCACAGAUUUCAUUAAAAGCGUUCUUAAAGCCUGUCAGUCCCCUUACUCAAUAUGCCCUACCCGGCGAUGAUGUCACACUUAUGAUAGAAAGCAACCAAUUGCAGCCCGUCACUUGGGUGUUCGAUGCCAUGGUGAUACAAAGCUUACCUGACGAUCCAAAYAUGGGAUUUCGUCGAGUUGCGCGCGGAAACAAUGUCGUGACGUCAUUAGUUAUUAGUGACGUCAAAGAGCAUCAYUAUGGAAAAUAUUACGUAGAAGCCACUCUAGAUGGCUGUAAGAGUGUCGUCACAUUUCAAGUUCAACAUUCUAGUGAAAACCCUGAGUUUGCAAACGUGGAAGCUAAAAAGCCUUCAACACCUAUCGCUUUUAAUAGAACAGGAUUGUGGUGUACAGAUGAGUUGGAUCCUUAUGCUUUCUACUUUAACGUCGAAUUCCAAUCCCUGUCAACGAUUGGUGCUUUUCGYAAUGAACCACUAWCAGAUUCUAAAGCUGUUGAAAUCCAGCAUUAUUCCAUCAAAUACAGCCUUGACAAAAGCUCUUGGAAGAGAUUUAAACUUAAACACAAYAUUUCACGGAUUUCAUACACAUUUCUCGGAAACAAAAUACAGUGGCUGUCAGGACCAAUGACAGCUCGGUAUCUACGCAUUUACCCAGAGAGACUGGAUUCUACAGCAUGUAUGAGAGUUAGGUUCUUUGGCUGUGAAGGGAGGACUUUAGAUUGUGAUGAAAUAAAGGAAAUCAAAGAACCGCUUCCCCUAGAGCUYAUCAUUGGCAUUCCAUCUGGAGUUGUGCCGUUAGUGAUUAUAAUUGCCAUCUGUCUGUGGAGACGAAAACAUGCCAUUGAUGAAGAAAAGGAAAGGGAACGAAAGAUUUCUAAGAGAAAGAGAAAACACAGGUCAUUGGAAGGAGACAGAGAAUCAAAAAAGAAAGGGAAAAAGAAACGUGAUGCUAAGAAAAAAGACAGAGACGAAGAGCACCCGAAAGAAAAACGAAGAAAAUAUACCAGUAGUGAUGAAAGCAGUUUUGAACUUGACAGUGAAGAAGAAAGAGAAAUUCGCAGAAAAGCAAAACUAAAAGCAAAGAAGAAGGAGAUUGAAAUGGAAGAAAGACUGAGAUUAAAACGAAAGAUAGCAAAACAACGUAAAAUACAAAAUUCCGUUGAUCAAGAAACGGAAGACGAAAGCGAGCAAAACAACAAAACUGAUGAGCCAAAGAACAAAACCGAAAAAGAGGAAAAGAAGAGAGAAGAGAGAAAGAAAAAGAGAAGAGGUAGAAAGAGUAGUCCCUCAAAGAGAAAUCAACAUGCUUCUAGUCGCCAAGACAAGCAGCUUUCUUCUUCAAUAGUAAAGGAGAGACCAACGAAAGAGAUUUCCGAAAGUGAAUCAGCAACAUUUAGCGAAAGUUUUUCUUGAUGUUUUCCUGUUUUCAUUGUGUUCAACAUUGUGUUCAACUACAGUGUAGUAAAUACUGCAAUUAAUGUCCGUUGUUUUCUUGUCUGUAAUAAAAUAACUCAAAGGCAGCUAUGCCUGUAAUUGAGUAAAACUCGUAGUCUAUCCCACCAACCAUAGCGGGCAAAAGCGGUAUCCUCCUCCAGGUCAGGACUUCCG
Molecule: messenger RNA, 3390 nt
Organism: Exaiptasia diaphana
Lineage: Eukaryota; Metazoa; Cnidaria; Anthozoa; Actiniaria; Aiptasiidae
Exons: 8
Coding region: 7-3195 (1062 amino acids)
Source: RefSeq, a predicted model, not a curated record